Molecule: messenger RNA, 1221 nt
Organism: Glarea lozoyensis ATCC 20868
Lineage: Eukaryota; Fungi; Ascomycota; Leotiomycetes; Helotiales; Helotiaceae
Exons: 2
Coding region: 1-1221 (406 amino acids)
Source: RefSeq, a predicted model, not a curated record
AUGUCAAACACUGUGGAAUUGUGCGAUAGGACCCCUGAUAUUGAGGCUCAGAGAGCUUCGCACGCGACACAAGGUGGUACCGCUAGCGUUGAACCCGCAAGACGAAGCGACAUCGACGAUUCUCAAAAAGUGCUUGAUCAGUUCAGUCAAAUCGUGUCCACGACAACUGUAUCGCUCAUGUCAGACUUUGAAAACACCCAGAAAAGAUUAGGCGUUCUGCUUUUUCUUGAUUAUGACCGAAACACCCAAGAAAUCAAUCGAGUCUAUAGCACACUGUUGACUAGUCGUGUUCCUCCCUCGAGCAGGACUGACAUUGGAAUUGCUACCGAGCUAUAUUUGAAAAGCAAAAAGGCAUAUGAUGACCAUGUUGCUAGAUCCGUUUGUCUCAAUGAGACGGAUGAUAACAUUGAAGCCUCGCAGCCGAUAAUUUCGUCAAACCCUUGGGCCAAUGACUGCGGAGAACCAGUCAAGACUACGAGUAAUCCAUCACGGCGUUCUGAUACACUGCGCUUCUCGACACCACAAAGCUCGAAUGGCAAGAGCGAUCCUAGAGAUGAAUACGAUGGAUAUAUCUGCAAAGUUUCGGCUGCGAUCAUGGGUUUAGAUAAGAUAGACGAUCUAAGUAUGGAAACUCUCCGAGCAGUCCUCGAUCUCAACCGUCAUGAAACCGAAGAAUUUGCGAGUAAUCAAAAUGCGUCCAACCCUCUAGAACUGGCUAUACAAUUAUUACCUUCUGCUUCGCAAUCCUCAAGUUUCAACCACAAACAGCUAAAGACCGGGCGCUCACACCAGAAACACGAAUUGUACACGUAUGAGGAGCGUCUCUCCUUUGCUGUUGUCGGCGGACUUGCAAUUUUAACUCCCAUGACUGUUAUGUCAAUUCUCACCUCGCUAUUUUUCACCACAGUGACAGCAAUAACAUCGGUAAUGAUUUGCGCCUUCCUGUUAGCAAUUUUCAUGAAAGACUCAAGGCUAUCUGAGAUACUUGGAGUUACAGCAGCUUAUGCAGCCGUUCUUGUUGUGUUUGUUGGAGCGAGUAUCGACUCUGAAGAUACCGGCAAUAAGGUGUGGAUCAUCUUUUGGCUUGCUGUUGUGGGGCUAGUUAUGGGUUUUAUGCCUCUGCAUAGAUGCAUUAGAAGAUGGUUUUUGCGUUACCUAAUGCAACUUCCAGGGAUUAAAAGGUGGACUAGAUAUCUUACGUAUUUAGGCGAACGAAGUUAG